Messenger RNA from Mucor mucedo, 1321 nucleotides. RefSeq lists its product as uncharacterized. The coding region runs from base 17 to 1321 and encodes 434 amino acids. NCBI's taxonomy places the organism in Eukaryota, Fungi, Mucoromycota, Mucoromycetes, Mucorales, Mucoraceae. The record is from RefSeq and is a predicted model, not a curated record. The transcript has 2 exons.
UGUGGAUAAAAACAGUAUGUCUACUCCUGCCAGAAACUUGAAAGACUUUAUUUGUAACAACAUGGAACAUCCAGCAAGUAGCCAAAUGGUUCUUCCAUCACUCAAUCCACCGGGACAUACACCUUGUAAGCUCCCAUCAUUUGCUGAAUUGGCUGCAUCCACUUGUAUGCCUACACGAGUAGGAUUUCCACCGCUUGGUCUUUUCCCUCGUCCAACCCUCAUUAGUCCUAAACCUGGGCUAUUCACUCAUCGUCAACCUGAUUUGGUUUCUCGCUCUAAGCCCGGUUUGAUUCCUAACUCUGGAAUUCUAUCCACUUCCCAAUCAGAAUUCAGUGCAUCUUCUCAAAAUGAACUACCUGUUCAAAAAGUAUUAAAACCUGAAGCAUGUACCGAGCCUUUCCGAGUUCAUCGGCCUCAAGCACUUCGCCCAAUUGAACCAUUCCGAAUUCAUCGGCCUCAAGCACUUCGCCCGAUUGAAUCUUUUCAAAUUCGUCGACCUCAAGCUCUUCGCCCGGUCAAUCUUAAACCAACUCUUCGCGGCUCUCCACAACCGGUGGUACACAGUGGUAAUGAGCCAGUUACUGAGCCAAAUCCCGCCGCUCAUUCUGAGCAUAAUCCUGCUGCCGUAUCCACCGAGGUACCUAUCAGAGUACCUGUGCGAGAGAAGAGCCGCAGGGGUAGAAAACCCAAAGCAAAAUCCAAUCCUGAAGGCGUGGCAAAGGCACCAAAAUCAGCAAUAAAAAAGAAGAUAAUCAAGGCUACUGAAUCUGGAGAGUCAUGCAAUACUCCCACGAUCAGGAAGUCAAAACGCCUAGCGGAAAAGCAAGCUUUUCGUAAGGCCGUUGCCGAAGAGGAAGAGAGACAAGCGGCUGCGAUGUCCAUUCGACUGGUGCAAGAACGCAUUGCUAUGGAAGCGAAUCUUGAGAUUGCUCAAAAAUUCCGAGCCGAUUUCACUGAACAAGCGGGCCAUGUAGAAGAAAUAAGACCCAUCCAAACAGACCAACCUUCUGCCCAAUUUAAAUUGUUGCAACAGGAUGCGUCCUUUCAAAAGGCAGAAUCAUCACAUCAAAUUUCACGUGAUGCUAAUGAUGGGAAUGCGCCCCAUAAGGAUGGUCAGCCCGCUUUUAAGUAUUUGACUAGUGGUAGGAAGAAAAGAGCCGCUGAUACCUCUGUCUCUCACAAGGAUUACGAUUUGAAUGAAAUUGAAGAGGAGGCGCCAAGGAAGAAGCGUGAGAAGACCGAUGUUGGACGCCCGAACGUAAAGAGAGUCAAAGGAAAGGGCAAGCCCUCGCAUACUCGUCGUGGUAACCCGCCCAAGUAA